AUGUCGGUCUUGAAGGCUGUUCCUCGCGAACACUGGCGACAUCUCUACCGUGCCACGAUUCGCGAAUGCUCCUAUCUUCCGGACCCGAUCGCCAGACAAUUUAUGCAAAAACACUGUACUGAAAGGUUUCGACGAUACUGGAACAGCCCCGAGUUGCGAUCCGACUUCUACCGGCAACAUCGUCUCCGAAAAGAUGCCUCAAAGAACCUAUCCGUGUUGCAACGAGCCAACCAAGGAUAUUCCAAACCUCUCGAAAAGAUCCUUCGAAUGUCAUACGGGCGAGUAGGGAAGCGAAGAUGGGAGUUAUUGCAGAUCAUGCUUACACCGGAAAUGCCGGAAAACACGGCGGCUGUGCUAGAUUUGAUCCAAAAACCGACUAUGCUUGAGGACAACUGGAAACCUCCAUCUAUCGUGGUGGAUCUUAUAAAAUCCCAGCACAGCAACGGAUUGAUCGCCCAGCUUGGAGUUCGCACACCGGUUAAGACCCUCGAGCCACCGAUACCGAAAGAAGAUAUCUGGGGGAAGCCGCUUUCUCGAUCACGCCAACGAAAUAUUAGAAAAAGAUGGUACAGGGCUGCACUUGGGAGUCUUCUUCCACCGCUCCCACAAGCGGAACUCAAGACUCUGGAGGGUUUACUUGCUGGGACUAUUGCCUGGCAACAACCGAAGAAGAGGAUCCCACUUGGGCUUUCGCAUCAGACCGAACAAAAUCUCACUGCAAAGUUCUUGGCUAUGGGUCCUGAGAAGGGGGUAACGUUCCGAGAAUUCGCCAAUGGGCGACCGCACAAUAUUACGCAUCGGUUUAUGCAGAGGCUUUGGAGACGCAUAUCAUGUCUAGUCCCGCGAGAAGAGCGAUAUGGCCCGACCCAGAAGCUCGGUUUCCAAUGGGGGACAAUCAGACCGACCCAGAAGUUGUCUAUCGUUGUAGAGCCUAGUAUCUUCGACAAUGUUGAUGCGAGAGGAAAGAUGACAAAAGCGCAGGAGAAGCAGGGCUCUGCGGGUAGUUUGGAGGAUGUUGAUUGA
Messenger RNA from Aspergillus wentii DTO 134E9, 1023 nucleotides. RefSeq lists its product as uncharacterized. The transcript has a single exon. The coding region runs from base 1 to 1023 and encodes 340 amino acids. The record is from RefSeq and is a predicted model, not a curated record. NCBI's taxonomy places the organism in Eukaryota, Fungi, Ascomycota, Eurotiomycetes, Eurotiales, Aspergillaceae.